Molecule: messenger RNA, 7879 nt
Organism: Perognathus longimembris pacificus (Pacific pocket mouse)
Lineage: Eukaryota; Metazoa; Chordata; Mammalia; Rodentia; Heteromyidae
Gene: Slc4a7
Product: solute carrier family 4 member 7
Exons: 26
Coding region: 188-3943 (1251 amino acids)
Biological process (GO): monoatomic anion transport; transmembrane transport; auditory receptor cell development
Cellular component (GO): plasma membrane; apical plasma membrane; basolateral plasma membrane
Molecular function (GO): solute:inorganic anion antiporter activity; sodium:bicarbonate symporter activity; monoatomic anion transmembrane transporter activity
Source: RefSeq, a predicted model, not a curated record
CCACGUUCCACGCCGCGGCCUCGCUCCCGGGUGAGGGCCAGCCGCUGCGGCCGCCUCGCACGCGCCCGGGGCUGCGAACACCGACGCCCGCGCGUUCCCUUCGCGCGCCCGAGGUUCGGCCGCGGCUGACAGCGGGCGGGCCGGCGGACCGCGCGGGGAGCCGGCGUUGCGGUCGGGCGGGCCGGCCAUGGAGGCGGACGGGGCCGGCGAGCAGAUGAGACCGCUACUCACGCGGGGUCCUGAUGAAGAAGCUGUCGUGGAUCUUGGCAAAACAAGCUCAAAUGUGAAUACCAAGUUUGAAAAAGAAGAACUAGAAAGUCAUCGGGCUGUGUACAUUGGUGUUCACGUGCCCUUUAGUAAAGAGAGUCGUCGGCGUCACAGGCAUCGGGGUCACAGGCAUCACCACCGGAAAAGAAAAGAUAAAGAAUCAGAUAAAGAAGAUGGGCGAGAAUCUCCUUCUUAUGACACUCCAUCGCAGAGAGUUCAGUUCAUCCUUGGCACUGAGGAUGAUGAUGAGGAGCACAUUCCCCACGACCUGUUCACGGAAAUGGACGAGCUGUGUUACAGAGACGGAGAAGAGUAUGAAUGGAAAGAAACUGCCAGAUGGCUGAAGUUUGAAGAGGAUGUAGAAGAUGGUGGUGACCGGUGGAGUAAACCUUACGUGGCAACGCUUUCUUUGCACAGUCUUUUUGAACUACGGAGUUGCAUCCUAAAUGGCACUGUUAUGCUGGAUAUGAGAGCAAGCACUCUAGAUGAAAUAGCAGAUAUGGUGUUGGACAACAUGAUAGCCUCUGGCCAGUUAGAUGAGACCAUAAGAGAGAAUGUUAGAGAAGCUCUCCUGAAGAGACAUCACCACCAAAACGAGAAAAGAUUCACCAGUCGAAUUCCUCUUGUUCGAUCAUUUGCAGAUAUAGGCAAGAAACAUUCUGACCCUCACUUGCUUGAAAGGAAUGGGGAAGGCCUUUCAGCCUCCCGCCACUCUUUACGAACGGGUCUCUCUGCCUCAAACCUUUCAUUGAGAGGAGAAUCGCCUCUAUCUCUUCUUCUCAGUCAUCUUCUUCCUUCUUCAAGAGCUGGAACCCCUGCAGGCUCGAGGCGUACUACCCCAGUACCCACCCCUCAGCACAGCCCUCCUUCCAGCCCUAGCAUCAGUCGCCUGACCUCCAGAAGCUCCCCGCAGAGUCAGCUUCAGCCCCCAGAACUGCUAGUGUCACCUGCCAGUGAUGAUAUUCCCACAGUAGUCAUUCAUCCGCCUGAGGAAGACGUAGAAGCACUGAAAGGCCAGGAGCAGAAGAAUGAGGAAAAUGUUGACCUAACACCAGGUAUUUUAGCCUCUCCACAGUCUGCUCCUGGAAACUUGGACAAUAGUAAAAGUGGAGAAAUGAAAGGUAAUGGAAGUGGAGGAAGCAGAGAAAAUAGUACUGUUGAUUUCAGCAAGGUCGACAUGAAUUUCAUGAGGAAAAUUCCUUCUGGAGCAGAGGCAUCUAAUGUCCUAGUGGGAGAAGUAGACUUUUUGGAAAGGCCUAUCAUUGCGUUUGUGAGACUGGCUCCUGCGGUCCUCCUCUCAGGGCUGACUGAGGUUCCUGUCCCUACCAGGUUUUUGUUUCUGUUACUGGGUCCAGCAGGCAAGGCUCCGCAGUAUCAUGAAAUUGGCAGAUCAAUAGCCACUCUGAUGACAGAUGAGAUUUUUCAUGAUGUAGCUUAUAAAGCAAAAGACAGAAAUGAUCUCUUAUCUGGAAUUGAUGAAUUUUUAGAUCAAGUAACUGUCCUGCCCCCAGGAGAGUGGGACCCUUCCAUACGCAUUGAGCCACCAAAAAGUGUUCCUUCUCAGGAAAAGAGGAAGAUUCCUGUGUUUCCCAAUGAGUGUGCCCCGCUGUCUGGGGAGAGUCCUAAGGAGGCUGCGCACCAUGCCGGGCCUGAGCUCCAGAGGACUGGAAGGCUUUUUGGUGGUUUGAUACUUGACAUCAAAAGGAAAGCACCUUUUUUCUUGAGUGACUUCAAGGAUGCAUUAAGUCUGCAGUGCCUGGCCUCGAUUCUUUUCCUAUACUGUGCCUGUAUGUCUCCUGUAAUCACUUUUGGAGGGCUGCUUGGAGAAGCUACAGAAAACAGAAUAAGUGCAAUAGAGUCUCUUUUGGGAGCUUCAUUAACUGGGAUUGCUUAUUCCUUAUUCGCUGGGCAACCUCUAACAAUACUUGGAAGCACGGGUCCAGUUCUAGUGUUUGAAAAAAUCUUAUAUAACUUCUGCAGAGAUUACCACCUUUGCUAUCUACAUUUAAGAGCCAGUAUUGGACUAUGGACUUCCUUCCUGUGCAUUGUAUUGGUUGCAACAGAUGCAAGCAGCCUUGUGUGUUAUAUUACUCGAUUUACAGAAGAGGCUUUUGCAGCUCUCAUUUGCAUCAUAUUCAUCUAUGAAGCUCUGGAGAAACUCUUUCAUUUAGGAGAAAUAUAUGCAUUUAAUAUGAACAAUAACCUAGAUAAACUUACUACCUACUCAUGUGUAUGCAUGGAGCCUCCUAACUCUAGCAAUGAAACUCUAGAGAACAAUGUAACAGCACUGAAUAUUUCCUGGGAAAACCUCACUGUAUCUGAGUGUAAGGCCUAUCAUGGAGUGUUUGUAGGCUCGGCCUGUGGUCUUCAUGGGCCUUAUAUUCCAGAUGUGCUUUUUUGGUGUGUCAUUUUAUUUUUCACAACAUUUUUUCUGUCUUCAUUCCUCAAGCAAUUCAAGACCAAGCGUUAUUUUCCUACUAAGGUGCGGUCGACAAUCAGUGACUUUGCUGUAUUCCUCACAAUAGUAAUUAUGGUCGCAAUUGACUACCUUGUAGGAAUUCCAUCUCCUAAACUUCAUGUUCCUGAGAAAUUUCAGCCUACCAGUCCACAUAUUAGGGGCUGGAUCAUAAGCCCAUUGGGGGAUAAUCCUUGGUGGACCUUACUGAUAGCUGCUAUUCCAGCUCUGCUUUGUACCAUUCUUAUCUUUAUGGAUCAACAAAUCACAGCUGUAAUCAUAAACAGAAAGGAGCACAAAUUGAAGAAAGGAGCUGGCUAUCACCUUGAUUUGCUCAUGGUCGGUGUUAUGUUGGGAGUGUGCUCCAUCAUGGGACUGCCCUGGUUUGUGGCUGCCACAGUGCUGUCAAUUAGUCAUGUCAACAGCUUGAAAGUUGAAUCUGAGUGCUCUGCCCCUGGAGAGCAACCUAAGUUUUUGGGAAUCCGUGAACAGCGGGUUACAGGGCUCAUGAUUUUCAUUCUAAUGGGCCUCUCUGUGUUCAUGACCUCAGUGCUAAAGUUUAUUCCAAUGCCGGUUCUGUAUGGUGUUUUCCUUUAUAUGGGAGUUUCUUCAUUAAAAGGAAUCCAGUUUUUUGAUCGCAUAAAAUUAUUUGGAAUGCCUGCCAAACACCAGCCUGACUUGAUCUACCUCCGUUAUGUGCCUCUGUGGAAGGUGCACAUCUUCACUGUGGUGCAGCUCACUUGUCUCGUUCUGCUGUGGGUGAUAAAAGCCUCAGCUGCUGCAGUAGUGUUUCCCAUGAUGGUUCUUGCAUUAGUCUUUGUACGCAAGCUCAUGGACCUGUGUUUCACAAAGAGAGAACUUAGUUGGCUUGAUGACCUCAUGCCAGAAAGUAAGAAAAAGAAAGAAGAUGACAAAAAGAAAAAAGAAAAAGAGGAGGCUGAGCGGAUGCUUCAGGAGGAUGAAGACACUGUGCACCUUCCAUUUGAAGGAGGAAGUCUCUUGCAAAUUCCAGUUAAGGCCUUAAAAUAUAGUAUUGACCCCUCCGUUGUUAACAUAUCAGAUGAAAUGGCCAGAACUGCACAAUGGAAGGCACUUUCCAUGAACGCUGAGAACACGAAAGUGACCAAGCCUAACCUGAGCCCUGAAAAGCCUGUGAGCGUGACAAUAAAUUUUGAAGAUGAGCCAUCAAAGAAAUACAUGGAUGCUGAAACUUCAUUAUAGAAUUGAGCCAAGAGGAAUUAUAUAUGGAUAUAUAACUCUCUAUGUAUAAUGUGUGAUGUCACUAUGUAUAACAAUAUCUAUUUAUAUAUGACUACUGGGGAUUUUGAAGUAGUUAUCCGAAGCUUGUUAUGGGCACCAUGGAGACUAUAUGUUAAUAUAUUGGUCUCUUAGAAGUGAGGUACAUUCAAGUAUUUAUUCUGUUGAGAAAAACAAAAAGCUUUUCUGUCCUGCAAUAGAACGAUAUGGAGAAUACAUUUAAUCUGCUUUCCUUAAAUUUAUUUGUUACUCAGUGGCAGUUAUAGCAGCCUUAAGUGAUACAUGUUGUAUAAUUUUUACUUGAGUUUCUAAGAGUGAUCACGUGUUCGUUCACACUUGUUAGUGCUUUCUCGGGAGAGCAGGGAGUCUGUGUUGAUGACACAGGUGGACGUGUGUCUGGCUUCCCCGUGUCUCUGUUCAUGUGGAGGUCAUCAUGCUUCAUGAGAGGUGGCAUUUUGGGGGGGCCACAGAGUUCAACGUCAGAAUGGAAACUUCCUGGAUAGGCAUUAGGACUCUUAAUUAUGAUUUUUAGGAAUAAAAAAGAAUCUCAAAAUUUACAUAAAGCUUCCGUGCAAACAGACAAGUGAAAUUGUAGGCAACUUCUGAGGUACUGCCCAUAUCACUGGUGACCUUCUGGAUUUUCAAAGCUGUAAAAAGAUGGAUUGCUAUGGUAAAGUUUUGUUACUUUGUAGAAAUUUUUCUAACUACUCACAAUUUCUAAAAGUCGUAAGUCCCAGUCUGUUCUUUGCUUUUGCUCUAUUUAAGUGGUUUCGUUUGUAUCAGGUUCAAGUUCCUAUUUUUCUUUUAUAAUAGGAUUUAUUAAAAUAAUCAGGAGUCAUGAUUCUUUCAUGGGUUUAUGAUCAGUAUUAUUUUAUUAAGAAUUACCUUUCAUUUUCUGUUAUUUCUAUUACAUAGGCUACAUUUAAUAUAUUAUUCACAAUUUCACUUUAAAAUAGUUUGAUUGAUUCUAUGCUUAAAAUUUAUACAAAAUUUGAAAAGGUAAAUUUAGAUUAAAAUGUAAAUAUCUGGUGCUCAGUUGCAUUUAUGCUUAAUAUCUGAAGGUAGUUAACAGAUUUUAUUUGCCUCUGUGAUAUAAAGCACUGCCACAUUUGUAUUUUAAAAGAAAAAUUGGCAUUUUAUGUAUGCCUCAGAUUGAUGGCAUGCAGUUCUUGUCUGUGUUAGUGUCUGAUUUUUAUUUAGUCUUUCUGAGCUACCUUUUUAACUUCCAACAAAUCAUUUCUAUCAUUUUUUAUGCUCUUAGCUCCCCACAAAUCAAUAAAUAUUGUUCUUGGUAAGCCUACAGGGCCAAAUAAGGUUCUGUAACUGAGUUGGCAGAGAACAGUUUACAAAAUCCUGGUGAAUAUUGUGAAGCCACAGAAAUACUGAAGAUGGUGAAAUGAAUAUUGAAAACAUUAAACUGAAAUUCAUUUGCUCUUCUUAGUCAUUUGUGAUUCAAGAACAAAAGUAUGAAGAAACUGACCUUACAGAAAGAUCAUGAGAAAUGUCAAAAACUGACAUUUUAGUGUUUUUAUUCUAUUCUAAACUACUUAAGUAGUGUAAUUUCCACCCCUAAGACCAUAUUUUCCUGUUCUGGUAAAAAAAUAAUAGGUUUAACUUCAGCCACAGAUGAGAUGUUAAUUAAAGUGUCGCUGCUUUUCUUUACAAAGGUAGCUGUCAUGUUUGAUAUUGCCUGAAAAAGAGUUGGCAAUUGGUGGAAAGUGUUGGCCAUGGUGCUCACCAUCAUUUAUCAACCUCCACGCAAGGGUUUCUAUUGUACUCACGGUAGCACAGCCCUCACAAGCCCACAGAGUGCCGCUGCUCUUCUAACUCCCCUGCUGUACCUGAGCAAGAGGGAGUCCUCCUUUCACUCCCUGAGUGCAGACGUCAAAGGGUUAACAACUUUGCUUACUUCCCAGGAGGUGAAUUUAAAAUUUAAGCCUAAAACUACCUGGUAUUACAUUGCUUCUGUGAUUUUAUUUAAUUAUGUAUAGUAAUGAUCCAGUGCCAGAAAAACCAUAACUUGCAAAAUACUUUAGGUUCAACAGUGUUUUACUGUGUCUCCUAUUGCUAAUGAUUUCUGCUUUAUUUUGACUACUUGAGUAUAAAUGAUCUGAUAGGACUUCUCCGUUCAAGAGCAGAGGUAAUGCCUGGUUUAAGUAAUUAACUGCUUCUUCUAAGGCUUAUCAUGGAUGGCAUUCAUUGCAAGACGGGAAAAAUAUAAUUUAUGUAUUGAUUUUUAAAUGUUGCCUUACAUAGGUGUAUAUGAGCAGUUGUAGUUGCUUUGUACAGAUUUACCUCAAGGUGCAAAGUAAUUAAUCCUGUAUAUAUUCCACUUACAAAAUAAAUUCACCUAAAUAGUCCUGCACUUUCUUAGAUGCCUUGAUUUUUCAAAAAUGGAGCUUAGUGCUACUGAAUACCCUGGCUACAGAGCCAACUCAGGAUAUUCUUUUCUCCACCCUAUGUUAUUUAUUUAUAGGUACCUGUUUACAAAGACUAUAGUAAGUCCUGAUGUUGACCAUCUGAAAUUUACUUUCUUUUAAUUGCUGUUUCAAAUCUAAAAUAGCAGCCUUUGAGAAAACAAUGAAUUAGCUUCCUUAUGAUUAAAGGGUGAUUUUUAUAUAUUUUAAAAUAAUAUUAGAUAUUCAGAAGAAGCAAAGCACACAGUUUUUCUAUAGCUUAUUGUGAAUGUGUUGAGUUGUCUGUGUGUGCGUGCGUGAGUGUGUAUGUAAAGUUACCAGUCUUAGAUUACUUAAAGCUGUGGUGUGUCAGUGUUGAUAUUUGCCAAGUCUUCUGUAAAAUCUAUAGGGUGAACUUUUUUAUGUGUUCAUGCAUGUAUUCAUAAAGGAGAUUUCUUUUUUUACCAUUCAGAAAUACUAAGUUUUCUUUUCUCCAACCAAAAAACAUUUGCUUCUUUCCUGUACUCAAAGUUUCUGUGUGAGUAGAAGAGCAUUUAAACUUUUUCCUUUUGGAAAGGCAGGUUAAAAUCUGUAGAAGAAAAAUGGUCUCUGAACUGGGCUUGCUGUGUAGAGGGUUAUGUCAUGGAUCAGUUCUGUCAUUUGAUGCAGCAUUUAACUUGUGAAUCCUGUUUCUGAAUGCUCAGAUUUGAAUGUGUUAGCUCGAUAUUCACAUAACACAGCAAUUCAAAAUGUUUAUAUUAAAUAACUUAAUUUUUGAGAAUUAUUUAUGUAGAUUGCCUCAUUGUUAUUGUAAACAGUACAGAUAUGUGAAAUACCUUUUCAUUUAUUUCAAUAAUUAUUUAUUUUUAGAAGGUAAAUUUAAAGAUUUUAAGUAUAUUCAAGAUUUAAGAUAGUGUUCACGUUGCAAAAUUUGGCAAUUUUGGUUUUAAAGCUUUUCAACUUUUCAAAAGUAAAGUAAGUAGUGGUUAUAGGAAACCAUAGUUGGGAACAGAAUCGCCUGAAAAUUACUUCUGCAUUUGUUUAGCACAUACUUUCGAGUGAUUGUUAUGCCCCAGUUUCAUUUUAUUGUUUCGAUCAGUUUUGGCACGUUGAUUUGUAUGUAUGUGUUGCUUUAUUAUUCAAGGUUUUAUUUCAGGGUCUGCCAAGAGGGUGUCUUCCAGCAUAUUACUAUGUUUAAAAUAUACAAAGAUUGAAUUUUAUUAUUCAGUUAUGUAAUAUUUGAUAACUUGGUGUAAUUUCACAAGUACAGUUACAGUUUUUAUGACUUUUAUAAUUACAAUAACUGUUUUAUAAUAAAAUCCAAAAUAAAUUAAACAUGAAAUUGUAGAACUCAUAUUUUCAUUUAUAUGAAGUACAAGUCUCUACCGAAGUCUAUAAUGUGAACAGUCCUGCCUUUCAAAUUUCACAAUUGUUAGAAGAAAACUAUUUUUUUGUAGAUGUUAUUGAAGUUGAAAAAGCAAUAAAAGUCUACUUAAUAAGUUGU